CCGUAGCAAUCUUUUACACGGGCCUAGUGUCUAUGGCAAUUCGAAAUAAGGACAUUGGCACGCGUUUCCACGCAAGUCGCACAAACGAGCUUGUACGAAUCGUAUUAUGUCGAAUCGGUCGAUCAAAUGUUCGUCCCUCGUUCGAAAUGAAGUUAUUGCACAUCGCGUACAUAUUCCGUUCCAGGCAUAUCGAAUGUUAUACUCGACAAAUGAACCGAUCAAACCGUUCCUUUUCAAACUGCUUCUAUUAUAUUGCACGUGUACUGUCACGGAAGCACGACCUUACGCAAGUACAACUUCGAAUUGGAUGUGUGCGAGAAGAAAGGUGUACGUUCGGAGAGUUUCUUUAUGCUUACGAGUAAGAAAGAAGGGGACCAACAACAGAGAGAUGAUUCUAACGUAAUAUUCGCUUUAGAGAGCUCUUAUUACGUUUCGUACGAGGGAGUAGUCCGACAGUUAGAUGAGAACUUUGGUGAAGUUCAGAUCUCCGAUCGUAUACGAUACGAUACGACAUAUUUCCAAGUGCCAUGUGGAUACCGUGCACAAACGAGCUCGAGUAGCUGCAAAUCUUUGCGACGUCGCUGAAUUCUGCGCCUGCGUUCUGUAGUACUCGUUUGAACAAGUUAUUAGUUUAGUAAUCGUUUCAAGCAUCAGUGAAAUCCGAAAACAUGGUUCAAUGUAGAUGUGUAUUUGUCUCGGCCACAUUUCACGUGCUUAACAUUAUUGGACAAUGUUUCCGAUCGCAAUGCCUAACGAUCGACAAUCGCAUAGCUGCCGUUGGAAAUGGUAAAAUUCCUGGAAUAAUUCGUCUCAAAGCAAAAGUUGAUCGGACCGAGUCCUCUCUGCCUUCUGCUGUUCAAAAACUGACAUUUCUUCUCUUAGAUUGUUACGCAAGGAUAUCCGUGGGGUCCAAGUUGUCUAACGUGGACAUCGCUUCGCGAGUCGAGGUCGCAAGUUUAAUGGAAUGCGAAGAACACUGUUCGCAGAGUGAACGCGUUUGCGUUUCAUUUAUGUUUGGCGUCGGCGUAAAGGGUAAUGGUACUUGUGCAUUGAGCGCCCGACAACCGGAUCUGAAAAAUCUGGAAAUCGAUCCCGAUUAUGACGUGUACGUGAAAAAUCAACAAACCUCGCCAUGGUGUAACGUUGUACAUUCGUACGGACGUUUUCCUAUACGCAACAUUGGAAAUUCCACCGUUGAACCUGACAAACGAUUAAAUACAAAAGAUUCUAUUACCUUCGUCGAUGAUAGUUCUUUUCUAAAAUCAAUCAAACCUGAAUCGUCGCCGCUGCUUCGCACGAUAUCUAUUCCGAGAGGUAAAGGUGGCAAGCCGAAUCAGGGAGUCGCUAAUGUCUACGAUCUAUUCGUCGAUCACGAUGGCCGUUUUCCUUCCGGUGAUGACGAUCGUAGAGUCUUGGAUAUUCUCGCGAAUAAGAAUCAAAAGAAAGCAUCGGGCAAUACUUUUGAGAAACUACUUUUAUUCUCUUCGUACCGAUUCCACGCAUCAACAAAAAUGUUUUUGAAAACGCGGUGGUGGUGGUGGUGGUGGUGGUGGUGGUCGUCUGUUGUGUUCUGGCUGCUCUCUCUCCCCGUCAUUCAAAGUUCAACACUAACGUUGAAGGAAACUGACAAGAAUGAAUUUACACUUGUAACUUGUCAUCGGAAAAUGCAUUCUGGUAAAAAGACGAUGGAACUGCUGAUCGACCGUGUCGUUGAUUGUCAAAACGUGCGAGAUUGCCAUCACGCGUGCGAGCAUGAAAAGACGUUCGAUUGUAGAGGUUUUAACUACAGGCACGAAACAAAUGGAUUAAAGGGAACAUGCGAACUGACUGCCACACCAUACUUUCGCAUGAAACCAGACAGAGACUUUCUGAUUGAUUCUCGAUACGACUACUACGAGAGGGAUCAAAAUUGUUUUCCUUUUGUGAGAAGCGACGGUUCUUUCGCUGGGAAGAAUCGGCCAAAUCUACCGUGGUCACGGACGGAGCAAGAGAAUGCGAACAGUGAUAUUUUCCGACAGCCGUCCGUUUCGAUGAGUUUCCCAUACUACCAAACAAUCUAUCCGACAAGUCACGAGUUUACUCGAGACUUUCUUGAUAAACACGAACCACGACCCAAUAACCACGAACAAUUUUCGCACAAAACUCUUCGCGAUUUUCCUUUCCAUCAAAACCCGCCCUCAAACUGGUACGGUAAUGGGAUGAGAUCAGAAAGUAACUUGAUACACGAUGCCAAUUCUUUCCACGAUCCUCCUCGCAUUGACUUCAACAAUGGACUCUCAAACGUGAGAUCUUCAGUUUCUCCUGCACACCGAAUCGACGUUCAAUCGUUACAACGCGAUUUCUUUUAUCCCCGAGGAAAUGAGCAUUCUUCCGACCAAUUGUACAGUUACGGUAGCGCAUUUGGAUACGACGCUAAUUACGUACCUUCCUCGAAAGAACAGAGUUUCGGAGGACGCGAGGUGACAUCGACAAGGCCAAGAUGUUUCAUAAAGUACGCAACAGGUUCGAAGCUCGGUAGAAACGUAUUACGGAAGUCGUGCCUCGCGCGUGAUCCGAAGCAAUGCGAACAACUUUGUAUCGUCGAAACAGCCUUCGCGUGUGGAAGCUUCGCUUACAGACACAAUCUACAAACAACGAAUCCCACCGAUAAUUGUUUGUUCAGCGACCUUUCGUACAAAGACUUCGAUUCUUACACGGAUCUGGAGCCAGAUCGCGAUUACGACGUAUACAUAACGGCUCAAGAUCCAAAGGUUUGCAACUCGAAAGAAACAACAGACCGACUCCCUUCGGGGGAGGAGGAAUGUUUCUCGAGAGUGAGAAGCGGCUUUGGCAUACCGAUGGAUAUUACGAGAAAGUCAACGUUUGCGCAGAAUUUGGGAGAAUGUCAGUUCGCCUGUACGAAAGCGCAAGAAUUUCUCUGUAAAACUUUGGUCUAUGUGUACGGAACGAUAAAGUACUCGUAUCAGGAGCGUGACCGCCAUCAGCAUGCAGACUCAAACUGUUUUCUAAGCGAUUGGCCCUCGGGGGAAAUCGAUCCGGUUAACAUGCUCGAUAUGGACGGCGCUGAAUUAUACGAAAGAAGUAGUUUCUCCUAUGGUUGCGGGACAUAUCCUUUGAUAACGUCGAUAUCCGCUUUGUCUGCAUGGUACGGCAAGGAAUCCGACUCGGCCCUUUCGGAUGAACCUUGUUACGCUCAGUAUCAUAGGCCAUGCAAAUUAAUGCCUCACGCGAUAGUGUCCUCGAUGCGAGCUCCCACGAAAUCAGAGUGCCGUCAAAAAUGUUCAUCGAUGAGAAACACGGGUACGGUGCCGUGCAUGUCUUUCAAUUACAUGAUUACUGCCACUGACAGUGCCCGAGAUAAUUGUUGGUUCAGCGAUAUACCCGUCCAAGACCUGAGACCAAACUUGGACUACACCCACGACGGCAGUCAUUUUCUCUAUACGUGGAAAGAUCUUGAACCAUUUUGCGGGCUGUCGCCGAGUCCUCUUUACGAGACAAAUGCCGCGCCAGUCUCCAAAGAACACGGAAGAUCCUCGUUCCCUUCCACGUUCGACCGAGUGCUGCAUCCAGAAAUCCUGUUUGACGACAAAUCUCACGGCACAGGGUCCAUCUUCGCGGCUACGUCUCGAACGAGAGAUAAAUUCCAACCGAAGAUAUACGGACACGGUUACGAGGAACGAGAGAGCGAUCACGAAACGGACAGUAUUUUCGAUAAACCUUUCGGUCGCUUCGAGCACGAGCUCGACUUCCACGUCCAUUCAAGGACACUCUCGACUUUCCAACGUUACACGGUAAACGGUCACCCUUGUAGAAAUGGGACCUUUUGUCAGCGGAACGAGAUCGUUGGUUUUUGGUCCUGUGAAAUCGAUGACGAUACGGAACACGCUGCUUGGGAUUAUUGUUGCGAACCUGAACAUAGAUGUGGCUUCUCACAAGGAUAUCAUUAUCCGUGGUGCUACGUCGGUUCGAGUUACGACCAGUGGCGACCUUGUAGCGAAACAUAUUAUCCCUAUUAUUUAUCGAAAGAUCGUUCAUUCUACCAACAGUCGCUAGCAAACUCUGCGCGACAUUGGCCGAUCAUCUAUCAACACGAGACCUUACCGUCGGGCUGCACUCUUGGCAAUAUCACGGAAAGGAGGAACUUGCGCCUAUAGAAACACAUUCAAUAAUCUCCAGUAAUAAUCCGUAUAACAACAGAUUAUUACCAAUAUAUUUUCCGUUGAUUCUCGCUUCCAACGCCUGUAUUUGUCACAAUAAAAAUAAGUUUGCAACUUCGUAUUGUACGACGUACAAUCAUAUAUAAAUACACAUGUUUUUCUAUAGUUGUAUGAAAUCGUUUCUAUGUUGGUUUACCACCUUCGAUCAUUUUGUGUUUACUCUAGACGUAAAUGGCAC
Molecule: messenger RNA, 4395 nt
Organism: Nomia melanderi (Alkali bee)
Lineage: Eukaryota; Metazoa; Arthropoda; Insecta; Hymenoptera; Halictidae
Source: RefSeq, a predicted model, not a curated record